Messenger RNA from Tripterygium wilfordii, 1344 nucleotides. Its product is annotated as aspartic proteinase CDR1-like. Gene Ontology annotation, molecular function: aspartic-type endopeptidase activity. The record is from RefSeq and is a predicted model, not a curated record. Gene Ontology annotation, cellular component: extracellular region. The transcript has a single exon. Bases 1 to 1344 code for a protein of 447 amino acids. Gene Ontology annotation, biological process: proteolysis. Lineage: Eukaryota; Viridiplantae; Streptophyta; Magnoliopsida; Celastrales; Celastraceae.
AUGGCGAUCAUGAGUUGGAGGCCCAAUGUCUUUCUCUGUCUGUCAUUGCUAUCCCUAACCACGACUUUAGCUGUCACAACGAAACCUCAAAAAUUGGGUACUAGACUCAUUCACUAUGACUCUGUAUACUCUCCAUACUACAACUCUACUGCAACCACUGCGGAUCGUUUUAGACAUGCAAUACAGAAGUCUAGGAAACGUCUAGCCUACUUAGAAGCAAGAGCUUCAUAUUUUGCCGCUAGCGAUGAUGCUCGAGCAGGCUUGGUUGCAGAUGAGACUGGAGUUCAAUUCAUGGCCAAUUUCUCCAUCGGAACGCCUCCGAUUCCGCAGCUGUUGACAAUAGACACAGCAAGCGAUCUUAUGUGGGUUCAAUGCCAACCUUGCAUAAGUUGUUUUUAUCAACAUAGUCUAAUUUUUGAUCCUUCAAAGUCAUCUACUUAUGCGAACUUGUCAUGUAACUCACCUUCAUGUUCUGUUUCUCCUAGUGACAAGUGUGACUCUUUGAACAAUUGUAAGUUCUCCCUUGCCUACAAAGAUGGAACAAAGUCGGCUGGAAUUAUGGGCACUGAGAAGCUGACUUUUCAGACCAACGAUGAGGGUGAAACAACUAUUGAUGAUAUGGUUUUUGGGUGCGGACAUGACAAUGAUGGUUUGUUUAGACAACCUAGUGGAACACUUGGUUUAAGUCCUGAUAGUAUUUCAUUGGUUUCAAAAUUGGGCUCUAAAUUUUCUUACUGUGUUGGUAGCAUAAGAGACCCUAAUUAUAGUUUUAACCAAUUAAAUCUAGGAGAUGGAGUAAUAAUCGAAGGUGCUUCGACUCCUCUGGAAUUGUUCAAUAAUUUGUAUUAUGUUACACUUCAAGGAAUUAGUAUUGCAGAAAAUAUGCUCAACAUUGAUCCACAAGUCUUCAAGAGGACGCCGUCCGGUACUGGCGGGGUUAUUAUUGAUUCAGGAUCAACAAUCACCUUCCUUUCUACUGAUGCAUAUGACUCAUUAAGUGAUCAAGUGAAGAAUUUGCUAGAUGGGAAGUUGGAACGCGUUAGCGAUAACGAUGAUCCAAAGGCAUUAUGCUACGAGGGAGACAUCGAAAAGGAUCUCUCAGGAUUCCCGGUGGUUACAUUUCACUUUGCGGGAGGAGCUGAGUUAGGGUUAGAGAUUGGAAGUAUGUUCAUAGAGCAUGGCUUAGGUAGAUUUUGCAUGGCUGUGAAAGGAUCUGAUCUUAAUGGUUCUAAUGGUUUGAGUGUCAUUGGAAUAAUGGCUCAACAAAACUAUAAUGUUGCCUUUGACCUUAUUGGAAAGGCAGUUUAUUUUCAGAUGAUUGAUUGUCAACUUCUUGAAGAGUAA